Mya arenaria is the source of this 679-nucleotide messenger RNA. RefSeq names its product von Willebrand factor D and EGF domain-containing protein-like. Gene Ontology annotation, biological process: anatomical structure development. The record is from RefSeq and is a predicted model, not a curated record. Gene Ontology annotation, molecular function: signaling receptor binding. NCBI's taxonomy places the organism in Eukaryota, Metazoa, Mollusca, Bivalvia, Myida, Myidae. Gene Ontology annotation, cellular component: cell surface; extracellular region. The coding region runs from base 89 to 679 and encodes 196 amino acids. The transcript is spliced from 8 exons.
CUGAUUUGUGACAUUCAUGAACAACAAUACGGCAUAUAAUUGUUAUAGGGCAAUCUAUGAAUUUCGCAAAAGUCGAGUUUAAGGCGGCAUGAUGAAUGCAACAGUUUGGCAUCUAUGUAGUGUUAUUUGUUUAUACUUAGGUGGAUGUAAAGGCGGUUUUUGUACUCAGAACUACUCAUGUUCAUCAACUUGUUACCGUAAAUCUACAUACUACACAAGUUGUGGCUUCUUGUGGCUGUCCAGAUGUACAAAAUACAGAUCUAUAUCCUAUACCUGCUACAAGGACUGCAGUCGGAGCGUGUGUUGUACCGGAUAUACAGGGCGGUUAUGCACGCAAGCAACUUGUUUCGGAUCUACCAGUUGCCCAAAUGGUGGAACGUGUACUGCUCCGAACACAUGUAGUUGCCUUAUAGGCUAUUCCGGCACAAAGUGUUCAGCAACUUGUUUCGGAUCGACCAAUUGUCCAAACGGCGGAACGUGUAUUGCCCCGAACACGUGUAGUUGCCGUACAGGCUACUCUGGCACAAAGUGUUCAGCAACUUGUUUCGGAUCGACUAGUUGCCCAAACGGCGGAACGUGUAUUGCUCCGAACACGUGUAGUUGCCUUACAGGCUAUUCCGGCACAAAGUGUUCAGGUUUCUGUGGGAGAAAAGGUUUAAUUGUCGGUCAGAAAUCCUAA